Molecule: messenger RNA, 3843 nt
Organism: Candoia aspera
Lineage: Eukaryota; Metazoa; Chordata; Lepidosauria; Squamata; Candoiidae
Gene: FBXO30
Product: F-box protein 30
Exons: 7
Coding region: 453-2708 (751 amino acids)
Molecular function (GO): ubiquitin protein ligase activity; zinc ion binding; protein binding
Source: RefSeq, a predicted model, not a curated record
CGGAACGCGGUGCGGUGCGCGCGGCGUUCUGUGUCCCGCCCCUCACCGGAACGAGCCCGAGACCGUCUGGGGGAGGGGCGGCGUCGGCUCCUCGUUCUGUGUUGGGGCUCGUUCACACGCAGGAGGCGGAAGACCAGCUGGGCGAGUCUGCAGCAAAUUUGGAGACAGUGAGCUCAAGUGAACAAGUGCCUUACAUGUGAAACUAGGCUGUUUGCCUCAGUCUCCUGUGCUAGAGUGUUCUCAGGAGGAAAAAAACCCCAACAACUGAAAAUCUAUUCUGGCAAUAAGUGUUUUAGCUGUGUUGCCAUCUAAAUAUAAUAGGAAUGGAAACUAUACAAACAAGUUCCACUGCUGUAUUGAUUCUUGAAAGGUUGUAAUCUGUGUCAGCAGGGGUUGGUCUUUCUCCUGUGCCAGCUUUGAGCUCAUCUGAAGAAAAAACUGAACUUGCCACCAUGGAAGAACUUCAGCAUUUACAUUGUGUGAACUGUAUUAGUCGGCGUUGUAUGAUCAGAUCAGAAGCUGGCAUUUCCUGUGAUUUAACUGGUUGCCCUUUGGUUUGUGGAGCAGUAUUUCAUUUAUGUAAAGCUGAAGAGCAUCGUCUUUUAUGUCCACUUGAACGAGUGCCUUGUCUCAACAGUGGCUUUGGCUGUCCAUUUACCAUAACCCGAAACAAAAUUGCUGAACACCUAGAAACUUGUCCUGCAAGUGUUGUAUGCUGCACUAUGGAAUGGAAUAGAUGGCCAGUCAGUUAUGCAGAUCGAAAAUCUUAUGAGAAUCUAAGUAAAGAUGUUGAUGAAAUUGAACAGCUAGAUAUGGCUCUUGCCCUUCAAGAUCAGCGGAUGCUUCUUGAAUCUCUCAAAGUUGCAACUAUGACAUCAAAAAGUCCUGACCCAGUGUUAAAACCCAGAGAACAAUCUUCUGUUACAAGUGCCCCAGAUGCUACAGUUUCAAAUGGGUUAUUGCCUGUAGAUGAAGAGUCAUUUGGUGCACUUUAUCAAGCCACUGUGGAAACAACCAAAAGCUUAGCUACAGCUCUAGAUAUUCUAAACACUGCUACCAGCAUGUUAAGUUCAAAACUCAGUAUCUUACCAUGUAAAACAAAUGCAGAUUUUCAUGUAAAAGAACAAAUUUGUAAUAGCAGCAUGCAAACCAUGGUAGAGCAUGACUCCCUAGAGGAAAAUAGUAUGGGAGCAGUUGGUGGCAUUAAGUUAGGUAUUUUGAAUCAAAAUGGGCAAUUAGAGCAAAAUGGAUCAAGUGACAUUUGUUAUGAUGCUACAAAACACUACAAACUGAAUAUGAGUCUUGAUAAUACUUCUUUAUGUAAUGGCUUUUAUGUAGAUGAUACAAGCACAGAGAAACUGCAACAGAAUGAAGAACUAAAUAUAUGUAAUUCCAGCCAGUUUAAUGUAGCAAAUAGUAUUUACAGUGCAUCCCCCUGUGAUAAAGCACCAAAUGUUUGCAACUCAGUUCCUGUAGCAGCACAAGUUAAAGAUGAAAUACCUCUGUACAGUUUGUCUAAUGGCACCAUUAAUCAUAUAUAUAUGUCACAUGACUGUAAUGAAGAGCUAUUACAGAGAGAAAUAGAACAAGAAAAACUCAAAAAUAUUGAUGUAUUUUCUUUAAUUCCUCACCAUACCUACAAUUACUUAGCAAAUUACUGCUUAUCUGCAUCAAAGGAAGACAAAGCAGUAGAUACAUCAGAUCUGGAAAUAACAGAGGAUCCUAUGGGACUUCAGGGAAUAGACUUAAUCACAGCAGCAUUACUGUUUUGCCUUGGAGACUCUCCUGGUGGUAGGGGAAUAUCGGAUAGUCGUAUAAUUGAUGGAUACCAUGUUGAUUUUGGGACUCAGACAUUUUCUCUCCCUUCUGCAAUUCUGGCCACAAAUACAAUGGUAGGGGAAAUUGCUUCAGCAUCUGCAUGUGAUCAUGCAAAUCCACAGCUCUCAAAUCCAAGCCCUUUUCAGACUCUUGGGCUAGACUUGGUACUAGAAUGUGUGGCUAGAUACCAAACAAAGCGUUCAAUGUUUACAUUUGUUUGUGGACAAUUGUUUAGACGAAAUGAAUUUUCUUCACAUUUUAAGAAUGUACAUGGUGAUAUUCAUGCUGGCCUAAAUGGCUGGAUGGAGCAGCGAUGUCCUUUGGCGUAUUAUGGAUGUACAUAUUCUCAGCGCAGAUUCUGUCCUUCAACACAAGGAGCAAAGAUUAUUCAUGAUCGGCAUCUUCGGUCCUUUGGGGUUCAGCCUUCUAUAUCUACAGUGUUGUCAGAGCCUGAUAAGAGAUGCUGCUUAGGGCUGCAUGGUGACAAUCUGAGUAAUCUUCCUUUUGAGGUUCUACAGCACGUUGCAGGAUUUCUAGAUGCCUUUAGUUUAUGUCAGCUUUCACAAGUGUCACGGUUAAUGAGGGAUGUAUGCGGAAGCUUACUUCAGGCACGUGGAAUGGUCAUCCUGUUGUGGGAAAAGAGGAUAUAUCCAGAUGGAAGUUUUUCGUGGCAAAUAAAGGAAAAGGUAUGGCGAUUCAGCACAGCUUUUUGUACUGUAAAUGAAUGGAAAUUUGCUGACAUUGUAAGCAUGGCUGAUCAUUUGAAAAAAUGCAGUUUCAAUGCCAUAGAGAAACGGGAGGAAGCCGUGCCACUGCCGUGUAUGUGUGUUACAAGAGAACUAACAAAAGAAGGACGGUCGUUGCGCUCAGUCUUGAAGCCUGUACUUUAAAGACGAAGAAUAAUUCUAAUUGCACAUUCAAGCACCUGAAGUAACCUCUUUAUGAUAAUUUGUGACACUUUAUUAAUUUACUAAAUAUGAUUUCUGGAUAAAUUUGUCAUUAUGUACAUAAUGUUUUGAAGGUGCAUUUAUUUUUUUAUAAUAUGAUCUGGUUAGAAUGAACAAAAACUGCCUUAAAAAUGGAACUUGCUGGUCAGGGGACUUUUUAUCGUUUGUAGUUUCUUCUUUUGGGGUUUCCCUGACUAACUGUAUCCAUUUCUUUUUAUUGAGUUCAAGAGACAUGCUCAUCCAGGCAAGAAGUCUUCUUUGUAUAAUUUUGUCUCUUUGGAAAUUCAGGUGUAACAUUGAACACUAGUCAAAAUUUAGCAGCAUAUGUUUCAAUCAGUCUGUUCAUUCUAUGGAUUGCUGUGUUCAUAUAAGCUGAUUCAGUGCUAUUUAAUGUAACUUCUUGUUAAGAUUAGGAAGUGUGAUUUUAGUGUUAAUGCAAAUGAAUAGGAGCAUAAUCCACAAGUAUUUGAAGUUAGGAUCAAAACUUCUAAUUUAAUGCAGCAAACUCCCAUCAAGUAAAUCCUGAGAUAGAAUAGUUUUCUUCUAAAAGUACCUUCUCUUGAUAUUCAACACAAACUGCUACUAUCAGCAGUUCAGUGGAACAAAAUUCAAUUUUAUUUCAGACUUUAAAGUAUACCUAGGCUAGACUUUUGGAAUGAUACAUUUUCUUCCCUUUUUCAUUGUUUGGUAUUAAUAAAAGGUAAUCUUGAAAAAAUCAUAAUUGUUUGCUGUAAUUAGCUAUACAGGAUUCGUAAUGUUUCGAUUAAUACAUUUAACAAAGGGCUUAAGUUUUAUGGUGUUAAGAUGCAUUCUAUUACAUUAACAAGUCUGUGGAUGUACUGUAUGGUUUCAAGGCUAUUUUAAAGGGUUCAGGACUCAUUCUGAGCACACUUUAAAUUCCAUUGGAAUUUCUGUCCUAGCAAAUGUGUUUAGGGUAGCGAUAUUGAUAUGCCAUCUUCAUAAGAUGAGAACUAAUUCAUUGCCUAAAGUGUAUCUUAAACGUUUAUUUCAUAACUCCAUAUUUUCCAUAGUCUUCCAUAAUGAGGUUUGUUGAAUGUUUUCUCUAUUUACAAAAUGC